Molecule: messenger RNA, 7717 nt
Organism: Parasteatoda tepidariorum (common house spider)
Lineage: Eukaryota; Metazoa; Arthropoda; Arachnida; Araneae; Theridiidae
Source: RefSeq, a predicted model, not a curated record
CGAGUAUUAUUUUGUUUAAAUGGAUUCAUCAUCAAUGUAUUUUUCAUUAGCUAUAUGUCGAUUUAUCCAUAAUACUCGUGUUUAAUAGGAGAAAUGAAUUUAAAUCAUAUAAUUGUCCCAGUUGAAUGCAGACGUUUACCCACUACACAUUUUUUAAUAUUAAUCGCAUUAAAUUUUGUGUCUAAGUCAUACUUGAAUUGUAUGAGGUGAGGUUUCUAAUUUCAUCCAAUGCAUUUGCAGCCAAUUGUUACCUUUCUAUUGAUGAUAGUAUUUUCUAAGCACUGGAUGGUUCAUUUGAAUUAUAUGAAAUAGUGCUUUCUUCUUUACCGAUCAGAUUGGCUUUUUUAAAUUAAUUAUUCCAUGACUAAAAAAAAAUCUGUCAUUUAGUGGUGCUAAUACUUAUUAUAAGAGAAAAUUGUUUUGAACAAAUUCAGUUAGGAGCCAAUGGAAUGCUUUUAAUAUUGAAAUUUAAUAAAAUUCAGAAAACAGAGUUAAUUGAUCUGGCAAGUGAAGCAUUCAUAUUUUUGAAACACAGCAAGAAUGCACUAAAAAAACCAUAAUACACUUAAAAAGUAUGUUUUUCAUUGAUAAUUCUAAGUGAAGAGUGGAACAGCACUCCCUGAGCACCACCGCACCUGAAACUCGUGGAAUGAAUAAGCCAGCAAGCAGCAGUUAUUCUAUAUCAAUGGGUUAUGUUUAAUAAAGCCAUCAUGGAAACAGGAGACACAGACAGUUUGCAGAAUGCUGAAAAAGAUGUCCACAUUCACAUGAAGCAUGCUUUCGAUCUUGUUGAAAGAAGCAAGCAGGAGAUUAAGCUGUUGGAUAACUGCAAGAAGGUGAUUUUAGUUUUAGGUGUUACAGGUACAGGAAAGAGUACAUUCACUCAAUGGAUAGUGGGUGACAAUUCCAUGUUGAUAGCAAAAGACAUGGGAUCAGGAGAGUUUUUAAUUUAUGACGUUGAUGAAAGAAUUGGUAGAUCAACAAUCAACUCAAAAACAAUAUUUCCUGAGCUUGUAGUAGAUCCAAUCACCAACAAUGUUUUUUACGACUGCCCUGGAUUCGGGGACACGAGAAGCACGGGUUACGAUUUGGCUACAACACAUUUCAUAAAAGUAGCAGCAGAUCAUGCCGAAUGCAUUAAAAUGAUAUUCACUGUAAGUUAUUCAUCGGUCAAGGAAGGAGAAAACAGAAAAGAUUUCAUGUCACUGAUGAGAAAUGCUUUUGAUUUUAUAAAAGACAUUGACCAAUUUCGACUAAGUAUCGCUCUCGUUGUAACAAAAGUUGAUAAUAUAGCUGUGAAGGAAGGGGGAAACUACAAGCCAGUAAGCGAUGAGUCAAUAAUCAAGUACGUGGCUGAUUUUUUAAUGCAUGUUAAAGAAGACUUGAAAAAUAGAUUAAAAUCAGAGACAAGCACAGAGAAAAAAUACCAUGAAGCUGCGAUCAAGAUCAUUGAUAUAAUGCUGUUCAAAAAUGGAAACCAAUAUACAAAAAUUGGAUUAUUCAGACGUCCUGAUGAAAAAGGACCUUUGAGCAAAAUUAACACGUGCCAGAUUGCAAAAAAUCCUAUAAAAAAGAUAAUCUUUGAAGAACUUGAUUUUACAUAUAAGAACAAAGAUAGCUUUGGGUAUGGCUUGUCUGAAAAAUUGAAGAAUGAUAUUUAUGAUUCAGUGGAAGAAAUGAGUACAACAUUGCGGAUGAAGUUUGAGGAGAUAGCAGAUUACGUACAGAAAUAUUUUCUCUCUUUAGAAAAAGAUAUUCAUAUUAAGUUAGACUCGUUUGCAACAGCCCCGGAGAAUGUAGAAACUGCCAUAAAGGAAACUCGUACUUUGUUAUUAAGAUAUAGAAGUAGCUCUUUUAUUAUUGCUGACAUAGCAGAAAGGAUAAACAAUUUAAACGAAGUGGAAGAAGUGAUACGGACAAUCAGUAAAGAAUUAUCUAAUCUGAAGAUAGCUAUUUCUGAUGAAAUUAAAUCACAAAUAAUCAACGAAGGAAAAUACUUGGCUUUUCUGGAAAUCCUUUGUGAAAAGAACUUAAAUACAAAGGGAUGGUCUGACAUAUUUCAAGUCACAUUAGCCAAUUUUGAUAUUUUUAAAAAGGAUCUUCAACUUUUUAUCCUUACUACCAAUGAUAAGAUUGGGAAUCGAAUAAGAAAUAGUCUUUAUAGUUUAACAGAAGCAAUGAAAGUCGAUUAUGAUAAAAAAACAAAAUCAUUAGAUGUCAUAAGCUUAAUUCAUAAGCUGCAAAAAGACCAGGCUACCUUAUAUGACAAAAUAAAUAAAAUAAAAAACACAACUGCAAUAUGUGAGUUGGUAGGAGCAUUUUAUGCAUGUGAAAAGGACUUAGAAAUUUGUAUACCUUGGAAAUAUCUAUCUAUUCUUUUAAAUUUAGGAAAAAGUAUCAAUUUUCUUGAAAACUUAAACAAAAAACAGAUAAACUCUGGAUCAUCAUCAUCAGCAUGGUCAGAUGCAUUGCAAGAUGUCAAUAAGUUUCUCCUUGAUUCUGAAGUAUUUAAAACGCGUUUAUUUAAACUCUACAAUGAACUCUCUGAGUACAAAGUACAAAAACAUAAAAAUUCUUUUAGCAUCAGAAAUAUUAAAAAUUGUAAACAGUUUAGUAAAGAUGAAGGGAAAGUUGAAGAAAUGAGCCAAGUUUCGAAACUAGCAUUCGAGAACGAAACUAAAAUUUCUUUUGUAGGAACUGCAAUGGUGAUUAAAGCUCAGUACAUAAGCCUAAAAAACAUACCAGAAGUGACUUGUGAUGAAGCUGUUACCUUUUCCGAUAAAAAUGAAAAUUUCUUUGGGUUGCAUAAGGAUAUGAAAACAGUUUGUUUAAUCGCUUCAAGUAAAAUAUUUAUUGAUCAAGAUGUACUUUUGAAAGGUAAAGGUAUAUCUGUUCUUUUCUUUGCACCAACAUGUGAGGUUAUUGAUGCUAGAAAGAUAGAUCUAAGCAAUGACGGGAAUAAAUCUGGAGGUUUUGUUUUUAGCGCUUGCUACAGGUUUUUAAAUUAUGAAAGCUUGACAAUUUUAACUCACAACAACCAAGAAGUCAUUCAAAGACAAUCCAAUUUAUUAGUUAACAUUAUUCCAGGCUUGCAGAGUAACGACACUAUGGAUAAAACCUUCAAUCAAAGCGGUGCGUUUAUAACUGAUUCCAAUGUGGGUUUUAUUGUUGGAAAUGUUUCAGUAGAAAGACUAUCCACACCUUUUUCUCGAAUCGUAGCUAAAUUAUUCAAACCAAAAGAAACAUAUACAGUUGAAAUUUUUGACCAUAAGGCAGGAGAUGGCGAUGAAAUAAACAUAGCAAGACCUGUACCUAUCUGUAAAGAUUUUGUUAGGUUCAUAACUUUGUUUAGACAUUUUUUGCUAUCAAAUAUAAGUGAUGGUUUUAAAAAAAAUUCUGUAUUUCAGUGUUUGAAACUUUUAGAUAACAGCGAAAUAAUUACAAAUGCUUACAAUGCAUUAGAAUUUCACAAUGAAUUCCUUCUUUUGGUGAAGGAACAUCCAAAACUCCAUAAGGAAAUAGACUUCAAUGGAUUUUAUCAAUCAUUACUGUAUAGAAUCGGCCACUUUAACUCGGAACUCAAUCAUGAUAACGAUCCUUGUGACAGCAAAAUAUUGCUUAGUGCUAUCAACUCUGCUUGUUCAGUAAACAUAAACAGCUUGCACUAUAGGCAUGACAGUUAUCUAACAAAUGAUAUUUACAGUCAUCUAAAGUUCAUGAAUGACUGUAUUAAAAUUGGAAAAGAGCCACAAACAGUUGAUGAUGUAUUAUUAGUUCUAAAUAAAAUUGCUGAUAAUAAUAGAAAAAAUAUUGAUGAAAAAAUACAAAUAAAUAGGGCUAUUAAUACUAAUUUUUGUAUUGAAAUUAAUGCAAUCAAAGGAAAGCAUGAUAAUGAAAUUAAUAAAUUGCUUGAUGAAAUACUUGUCUUGAAAGAGCAAUCCGAAAUGGAAAAACAAAAUUUUCUUAACAUGAAAGAGGAGCUACAAGAUUUCAUACAGUUACGCUGUGUGACAAUCACAGUAGAAAAGUUUCAUCAUAUUAUUGAUGUCUUAGAAAUUAUUGCAGUUGAAAUUUUGACUAUUGUACAAAAACAUGAUUCUUCAGUUUCAGGUAAUGAAACUACAAAACUGCCCUCCAGCAAAAGUAGUGCUCUUUUAAAGGAAGAAAUUAAAAAGAUUAAAAUUCAAAAUAAUGCAAGAAUGAUCAUAGAAUUAUUGGAAGAAAAUCCAAUAACAUAUAAAGCAAAAAUGGAUAUAAUGGCUAAUUCUUUCGAACAAGUUACAAUUAAUAUGCAAAUGCUAAAGUUGUUGGAGGAUAAAAUCUGUCAAUCGGUUAUACCAAUAUUGGAAAAAAUAGAAAUCGAUAUUGAUAACUCGAUGCAUAGCAAGGACGGAAAGACAAAGAUAUCGCUUGAUAUUGGUAACUGGAAAGUACAAGGUGUGUUAAAGGAUAUACAGUCUCACUUAAUAAGAUUAAAACAAUGGUUUAAAAUAAGUAGAGAUGUAGCUGAAUACAUUGAAAAACUAGAAGAAUCCACUAUUACAAUGAUUCAUAUAUAUAAUCAUUUGCUAAGUUUCAAAGAAAUUCAGCUUUUGAACAAAAGCAGAGCCAGUUAUUAUGCCGCCAUUGCAGAAAAUGUAAAAUUUUCUAAUCAAGAAUUGGCCACUGCAUUCCAAGAACUACGCAAAGUAAUCGAUAAUAGUUUUCUUUUAAAACAGUAUAAUGUAUUGAUGGAUGUUUUGAAGCAAUGGAUCUUUCCUUUUGGUUACCUUUAUGAAGAACAUUACCAUCUUCAAUUGUCAUCAAAUGGUCAAUGGUAUAAAUGUGUGUCUGAAGUCAGAAAAAAGUUAAAAGAAAUAAAAGAUUUAAUAAUAGACCAAAAAACAAACAUGAAACAUGAUUUAGUCAUUACUGAUUUUCUGAGUGGCUGUGUUUCGACUCGGCCAUUUUUUGUUUGGGAAAAUGAGCAAUACAAAAAAAUGAUAUCAAAAUUACUCUCUGGAGAGAAAGUUGUUGUGAAAGCAGAUAUUGCGAUGUCUCCAUCGAAUAAAUAUGCCAUCAAGUUGAUCCAUGUAGAUUUGUACUUUAGAGCGAGAGAUAAUGACACGCAAUCAAAACUGGAUGAAGCCUUAAAAAAAUAUAAAGUGAAAGCAACACAUCUAGGUAAUUCUUACUACAGGUGUGGUGACAGAAUUUACGUAAUUCCCACCGGCUGCUAUACAUUUGAAUGGUCUUUUGAAAAGUCAAGAAAUGGAGAAUCCAUAAAUAACAACAGUAUGUGUAUCAUGCUUCAAUCUGGGGGUAUAGUGCUAAGUCCAUAUGCCAUGUGGGAAAUAGAAUUGUUGUCAGAUGGAAACAAUUCCUUUCAAGAAUUGGACCUAUACAAAAACAAGGUUAAUUUGGAGCUAAUUGGAAAAGGAAGUUACAUUGAUGAAAAGAUGGACUUUUCUGAAUUGGAGCUUGGAAAAUACUACAACGAAUUUCUGUUCAAUUAACUAUUACAUAGUUGGAAAAUGUUAACUAAAAAAAAAAAAUAGCUGAGUACAGAUUUAGCAACAGCUCUUUAACAAAAUUGUUGUUUGGUUCAUCAACUUAGCCUUAUAUGUGCUGUGUUAGUACUUAAAUUAAAACAAAAUAAGUAACAGAACUUAAGUGAAUUGACACUUAAAAGUUAUUUUAACUUUAUUUUUAUGUGCAUUUAAGAUAAAGCUUGGAGCCAUUGUUUUAAAAAGCAUUUCUUUUUUAAAUUUUCAUAUAUAUUCUUGAAAAAUGUAUGACAGUUUCCUUACAAAAACACAUGAGUUUUUCUCUUGAAUUUGCAAUGUGAAUGUAAUUAAUAUUAUUCUUUUUUAAAUUUUGAUAAUUUAUAAAUGACAAAAAAGACAUUUAAUUAUAAAUAUAUUCUAAGGGUAACAAAAAUAACUACUGAUGUAACAAACAGUGAUUUGGCAGAAUGGCUAAAUACUCAGCCAAAAAAAGAAAAAAAAUCACUAAAAUCGCAAUUUUUAAAAAAAAGUCAUUAAUAAAUAUUUAGUUUUAUUAUUGGCAUGGGGUUAAAGGGAAAAAACCUUUAAUAGAAAUGUUUAAGAUUACAAAGAUAAUUAGAUAUUAAGAUAAUUAGAAAUAUUUAAGAUAAAUAAAAAAAUAACAGCUAUUAAAAAGAAGUUAAAGUUGAAAAAGAGAAAUUCCAUAAAACAUUUAAAGAGAUCAUGUCUAUCAGAAACGCUUUUAAAAAUGCAGCACUAUCAUAAAUUUGCCCAUAGAAAACAAAGAUUAUAUAAAAAAGCAAAAACAGAAAAAAUAAAAAUCGUUCUUAAUUUUUGAAAGAAAAUUUUCGAGCUAAACAUUUCAGUUUUCCAGAUUAAGGCAUAAUAGAAACCCUCUUGAUUACUGCCUAAUAAUAAAAACAUCUAUGAAAACAUAAGUUUUUUUGAAAAAGAAAAGCUAGAUGGAAACCAAAACAAAAAUUGUUUUUCAAAAUCUCUUUUUAACAUUGCCGUAUUUUUCGAAAAAAGUGACCCUAAAAAAAUAACGGUUAUAAGAAAAGCUCUUUGAAAAAUCCUGAUAAAAAGAAAGUUUAAUAAAAAAAAAAAUUUAAAGAAAAACAGGAAGAAAAUUGCUCUUAGUUCUGAACUUCAACAUUGAGAAUCAAAGUUUUCUAUGUUGUCAUUUAUCUGUGUUACGAUACAAGAAAAUAAGUGACACUUAAAGAAUAAAGUCUAUUAGAAGUGCUUCGCUUUAGUUAAAACAGAAAAACAAACAAAUAGAAACAAAAUUUCUCAAUUUUUUAAACAUGAAGUGAUGAAAGAACGACACAAUUGUCUUGCCUGAAUAUAAUGAAAAUAAAAAAAAUCAGCAUUGCAAAACUCUUGGUUCAAUGUAAAGUUAUCUAGUUUCAAUUUUUCAGCUUUCAACUGUGGGCUGUAGCUUAUUAUAUUUUGAUCCUUAAAAAGAUGCCAAAUUCCUUUUAUGAAGUUGAACAAAACUUUAUGUGGCUUUUCUCUUGCUGUAAAAAAAAAAAAAAAAAAAACUUGCUACAAGUAAAGAAACUACUUGUAGUCACCCCUUUUCUCACAGUUUGAAGUGUAGUGCACUACUUAUCGAAAAACUAUUUCUAGCAAUUUUUUUCAACUACUCUGAAUGCUAGUUUAGUAAGGAAACAAAAUUCAUAAGCAACUCAUUUUUUAGAUGUUACGAGAGUGUAUCAGGGGUCACUGGUCCUCUGUGUUAUGUUUUUAACACAAAUAUUUAAUAAGUUUUUAUCUUUGAAAUAUAUAUUCUCUGUCACAUAAAAAGUUGUAGGUUGAAAGAAAAGUUUGAACAAAAUAAUUGUGUGUUCAUUUUUUACCAAUUUUUUCUUUUGAAUUUUGCUAUUUAAUUGUAAACAACAUGUGCUGCUUCUUUAUAAAUAUGAGUGCAAAUUGAAUCCUCCAGCAAAAUGUGUUGCCUAAAUAGUUAUAAUCAUAACAAUUGAAUGAUUUGAUGAAUUAACAAUGUGAUGUAAUAAAAAUAUUGGUCCCUUACUUUUAAAGUUGUAUAAAAUAUAAGAAUAGAAAUUUCACUUUAAAAUCAUGAUUGUGUUGUUAACAGUGAAUUUGGAAUAAAUGUGAUCUGCAGUUUUUUGUUUUGCAGUAAUACUAAAUAAAAGCUUUUCUGUCUUUUGUAUUACAAUGUGAAUGAAAUUCCUUUUUCAAUAAAUUUUGACUAUGAAAGUGAA